UUUGUGUUUUAUACAUGUAGUGUCUUUGAUGAACCUGCUGAUUGGCUAAUAUCAAAAAAUGCUAUCAAGGCGACUGUCUAAUGUGGCUAAGCACGCCGUAAAUGUUUUGACCAAAACCAAAGCGGCUAACUCAAAGCAGGACUCGGCUCUCAUGUCAGCUGAGGAAACGACAAAUGAUCCCUGUAGUCACUUCGCUGCUUUUAAAAACAUAGAAGACUAUCUGAACGUCACACUUAUUCAAUACGUCAAACGAGAGGAGGACGGCGAUGAUUGUAAUAAAUAGUUAUUUUACAUACUGGUCACGGUGUAAUCUUCUUUUUAUUUUAUUUUUUCUCUAACACUAUAUAAACUAUUCCUUUACUUCUGCC
Molecule: messenger RNA, 368 nt
Organism: Plasmopara halstedii
Lineage: Eukaryota; Oomycota; Peronosporomycetes; Peronosporales; Peronosporaceae
Exons: 1
Coding region: 59-283 (74 amino acids)
Source: RefSeq, a predicted model, not a curated record